GGAAAGUUUGGACCCAGUUGUAAGUUGAACUGUGAAUAUCCAAAUUAUGGAAAACGGUGUCUUGAAGGAUACUGUAACUGUUCAAGAGAUGCAUGUGAUCCGGCAAUUGGAUGCAGAGAAGUAACAACUUCUGUACAGAAAACUAGUCCACAAGACUCUGCAUCACUUACCUCAUCAUCAAGGAAAGUAACAACAAAAUCAGUAACUAUUAUAACUAUGGUGUACAAAAAUGACGACCAGUCAACGAGGUAUGGUAUAUGGAAUGACAGAAACAAAUCGAAGAGGUUUGUAACAAGCAAAAAGAAAAUGGACUCAGAAGUUAUCAAAGACACACAGAAGGCUGAAGAUUCCCAAGACAUUUCUCUGAACAUCAUUAUCAUGUCUGUCAUCGGUGGGUUAGUCAUACUGUUGCUCAUCAUUGUGAUCAUUGCACUGAUAAGAGGAAAACGGAAAGUAAAGGUUGAGAAACGAGAUUCUAUAGUGAGCAGUAGAGGAAAUGACAAUACCUACUGCGAAAUAAACGAUUUAAGAAUUCCUUCCACGUCACAAGAUUGCAGAAGGAGCGAUAUGGGAAAAUAUGAACUAAUUGACCAGUCAGAAGAGGAUAGGAAAAGAUAUCCCUCACUCCCAAUGAAUUGCAGGUCAGCCAAUAAUAGGAAAAGUGACGUAAGAAAGUAUGAACUAAUCAAGCACUCGGAUAAGGAAAGAACGAAAUAUUCUACUCUGCCCCCCAAAAGCAUGUCUGCAUCAAACAGAGAUAGUUAUAUAACCCCAGUGCCUGUCGCAAUUGAAAUUACAGAAACCGUUGAAGAGGACUUUCCAAUAUUUGAAGAAACAAAACAGGGAGUUUCAGAAUCCCCUGUCUUGUUAAGAAAGGCUAGCAAUAACCGUAAUCCCAAUCUGUUAGCUGUUUCAGAUCCCUUUGCAGCAUCCAAAAAUGUUAGUGGGUACAUUGACAUGAACAAAGGUGGAUGUUCCGAUGGAGGAUCAACUAAACUGUAA
Molecule: messenger RNA, 1002 nt
Organism: Saccostrea echinata
Lineage: Eukaryota; Metazoa; Mollusca; Bivalvia; Ostreida; Ostreidae
Exons: 2
Coding region: 217-1002 (261 amino acids)
Source: RefSeq, a predicted model, not a curated record